CCAAAGUGCAAUUCAAACAAUAAUUUGUAUUUUUUUCACGGAGAAAACUUUAGAUCAAGUCUCAUUCUCAUAUCUCAAAUUUGACAAUUUUGACGUUGAUGACACGAUGUUAUUAAUUGUGAUUACAAAUAACAAAUAGACACGAUAUCUUGUUUAUAUUCCACAUAGGAGAUCCAACUACAUAUUGGGAAAUUGUGUAUUGUUAUUGCAAGUAUUGUGUAAUUGGUGAUUCCUAAAAAUCUUGAACUGCAUAGCGACUUCCAUAUUUUUGUAUUUAGAAUAAUAAAGUCAGGACAUGACUGUUCCAAGAUUGAUUCUUUUUGUAUUAUGUACAACUCUGCUUCAAACAUGUUACGCCCCCCCAGUGAAGGAAAGUGUCAAAGAAGUACCGGAAUCUCAAAAUAAAGACGAAGGCAUUGAAAACUAUAUGGAAUAUCAUAGAUACUUGUCUGAAGUUGUUCAAGCUUUAGAAUCUGAUGCUGAAUUCAAAGAAAAGAUACAAAAAGCACCAGAAGAAGAAAUACGUUCAGGUAAGAUUGCAGACCAGUUGGAAUUUGUAUCGCAUCAUGUUAGAACCAAACUCGAUGAAAUUAAACGAGUUGAAUUGGAGAGGCUGAAAGAAUUAUAUGAAAAAAAGAGAAAACUGCAAGGCAGUGAUGAAACAGAAGAUCCUACACACAAACAUGUAGACCAUGCUAAUCCACAUACAUUUGAAAUUGAGGAUUUGAAAAAGCUCAUAGCCAAGACUCAAGAAGAUUUAGCAGAAGCAGAUAGAUUGAGAAGGGAAGAAUUUAAGGAAUAUGAGAUGAAUAAGGAAUUAGAGAAACAAAAGAAACUGAAUUCUAGUAUGGGGGAAGAAAGGGAAAAGUUAGAGAAGGAAUUCAAGGAACUAGAAGAAAAACACAAAAAACAUGAAAAGUUACAUGAACCAGGACACAAAGCUCAACUUGAAGAAGUAUGGCAGGAGCAGGAUCAAAUGCAGCAAGAAUUUGAUCCAAAAACAUUUUUCCUUCUCCACGACAUGGAUUCUAAUGGCCUAUGGGAUGAAAAUGAGGUGAAAGCUUUGUUUCUGAAGGAAUUGGACAAAAUGUAUCAGGCUGGAGCGCCAGAGGAUGAUAUCCGAGAACGAAUAGAAGAAAUGGAAAGAAUGAGGGAACAAGUUUUCAGAGAGGUUGACACAAACAAGGACGGUUUCAUAGAUUAUCAGGAAUUUAUAGCUCAAACUAAAAAGCAAGAAUUCAAUGAGGACCACGGUUGGAACGGUCUUGACGAACAGAAGCCUUACACCGACGAAGAACUUCAAGAGUACAUCUCAAGACAUCAGAUGAAUCAACAGCAGUUCCAACAGCACCCACCACCUGUUCAGUAUCAUCAGAAUGCACCACCUCAGGCCCAAUUCCACCCUGGACAAGUGCCUCAGAGCCCCCCCCAACAAGUCCACGAUCGGUUACCAGAUUUGAAUACCAAUGAAGUGUAUCCUCAACAUCCCAAUGGUGUUCCCCAAACUAAUUACAACAAACAUUCUGCGAAUUAUCAACAACCUAACCAAGUACCUCCACAGCAUCAAAAUCAGGCUGGUUAUCAGCAGCAUAAUGUGAAUCCUAACAACAUUCAAUAUCAACAGCCUCCAAAUGGGCAGUACCAAGGAAAUGUUCAAUAUCAACAACCUCAAGGAAAUUACCAACAGCAGCAAGCACAAAAUAAUAUGCCUCCACAGCAAAACUUCCAACAGCCGCAAGGAAACUACCAGAAGCCAAAUGUACAAGCAGAUAUAAAGAGUAACAACAUUCCUCAGCAAGGGGUACAAACUAAUCAAGUACCCCACCAACAGGCAAAUGCUCAGCAACCUCCAGUUGUGAAUCAAGUCUGAGGUUGAUUUUUUUUUCUGACGUGAGAUUUCAAGAUGUCAAAAGAUUUAUUAUAAAAGUUUGGGUUAUGAUGUUCAAAGUUCCUUUCAGAUGAAUGUUCUGAAAAUUGUUACGAAUAGGGGAAAUCGAUGUUUUCCAUUAUUUAUAAUAUUCUUUUUUAAUACUUGUUGUGAUAACAUUUUUGAUCUGUUUAUGGAAAAUUGCAUUUCAUUUUAAUGUAUCCUUUUUUAUGAUGAAAUCUUUGUAGUUUAUAAAUACUAAUUUUAUUAAAUAUUCAACGAAUUUA
Coccinella septempunctata (seven-spotted ladybird) is the source of this 2154-nucleotide messenger RNA. Its product is annotated as nucleobindin-2. Lineage: Eukaryota; Metazoa; Arthropoda; Insecta; Coleoptera; Coccinellidae. Gene Ontology annotation, cellular component: endoplasmic reticulum-Golgi intermediate compartment; extracellular exosome. Gene Ontology annotation, molecular function: calcium ion binding. The transcript is spliced from 4 exons. Bases 296 to 1870 code for a protein of 524 amino acids. The record is from RefSeq and is a predicted model, not a curated record.